AUGGUUGGCCAAGUCACUCGUCCCUGCGAGGGCAACAGAUUAUUAGUAUUCGAACCGCAAACUCUGUCUCUCGAUGCAGCUGCCUUCCAUACUCUUCAGACCACGACAGGGAAGCUGGACCACGAGUCUUCGCAUCUUCCAAACAUCAUCCUCAGUCCUCUAGUGAUUAUAACUCAUAUCAGCGAAUACAUGAAAUACCUCGAUGUCGCCUCGCCAGAGUCUAGGCAGCAAUGGGAUCAUCCCGAGAAAUCAUCGACAGAGAUCUUAGGGUUCUGUAUGGGAUUCUUGAGCGCACUAGCUGUGUCUAUCAGUAAGGAUCGCCGACAAAUUGAGACAUAUGGCGCCACGGCAAUACGACUGGCAAUGCUCAUUGGAGGAGUUGUGGAUGCACAAGAUGAAUUGGACAACCAGGGACCAUCCAAAUCGUUUACAACUGCGUGGACUUCAUCUGAGGCAGCUAAACAAAUGGGUCAGAUAUUGAAGCGCUUUCCUGAGGCAUAUCUAUCCGUCUCAUGUGACGAACAUCGGGCAACUGUGACCACUGCCGAGAGAACGGCUUCCACUUUACAGCAAGAGCUACGCCGUGUGGGUAUCAUUGCAAAUGAGAUCAGCCUUUACGGCCGCUUCCAUAACGAAUGGUAUGCAGAUGAUAUCGACCCGCUGAUCCAAUUCUGCGAGUCUCAGCCUACCCUGCACCUUCCAGAUGCAUCGGAUCUGAUAUAUCCAACCCGUUCAAACUCGGGGAGCGGCUUGAUUACAAGUGGCGGGCUCAAUGGUCAUGCGCUGCGUACCAUCCUUGUUCAGCAUUCGAACUGGUAUCAGACAUUCAAGACCCUUUAUGAUUCCAAGUUGAAGGGUCAAAAAAGGAUAGUUGUAGCGUUCGGACCGGACCGAUGUAUUUCCCCAUCGAUAUUGCGUGAACUCGAGUCAAUUCGACCGCUUACGAAUGCAUCUAAGACCCAGCCAAAGAUAAGAAAACCCGAUGAUAUUGCGAUCGUGGGCAUGCCGAUCACGGUCGCUGGUGCGGAUGAUGUUGCUGAAUUCUGGGACUUGCUCUGCGAAGCGAAAUCUCAGCACAAGGAAGUGCCUCCGGAGCGCAUCAAAUUCGAGAACGCCUGGCGGGAACUCGAUUCAAAUAGGAAGUUGUUUGGAAAUUUCAUCAACGACCAUGAUGCUUUUGAUCAGAAACUCUUCAAAAAGAACGCCCGGGAGGCUGCUUCCACAGAUCCGCAACAACGGCUGAUGCUGCAAGUGGCAUACCAGGCAUUAGAACAGGCUGGAUACUUCAACUCCCCUGACUCAGAUAAGAAAAUCGGAUACUACGUUGGUGUGUGCGCUGCUGACUAUGAGAACAACGUUGCUUGUCAUCAACCCAAUGCAUACACGGCAGUGGGCAACCUCAAGAGUUUCAUUGCUGGCAAGAUUAGCCAUUAUUUUGGUUGGACUGGUCAGGGUCUCUGCAUUGACACGGCCUGCUCCUCGUCGUUGGUUGCAGUGCAUCUGGCAUGCAAAUCAAUCCUUAGCGGUGAAUGCAGUGCCGCGCUCGCUGGGGGAGUGAACGUGAUGACCAACCCUUUAUGGUUCCAAAAUUUGGCCGCGGCGUCCUUCUUGAGUCCAACGGGCCAGUGUAAGCCAUUUGACGCCUCAGCAGACGGUUACUGUCGAGGGGAGGCCAUUACUGCCGUGUUCUUGAAAAAGAUGUCAGCAGCGAUUGCCAAUGGCGAUCAGAUUCUUGGGACUAUCUCCGGCACUGCCGUGUACCAGAACCAAAAUUGCACCCCAAUCUUUGUACCCAAUGCCCCAUCUCUCUCCGACUUGUUCCGCGAUGUUCUCGCUCAGUCAAAACUCGAACCCUCUCAAAUUACGGUCGUUGAAGCGCACGGCACAGGGACACAGGUUGGGGAUCCGGCGGAAUAUGACGGUAUUUGUCAGGUCUUAGGAGGCCGAGUCCGUUCUAAGCCCAUUGCUUUUGGGUCCGUCAAGGGACUUGUUGGACAUACUGAGUGUGCUUCCGGUGCCGUGUCUCUGAUCAAAACUUUGCUCAUGAUCCAACAGAAGGCUAUACCCCCACAGCCUAGCUACAACACUCUGAACCCACAUAUAAACGCCUCUGCUGGGGAUAACAUCGAGAUUGCUACAAAGUUGAGAAGUUGGAAUGACAACUUCCGAGCGGCGCUGAUCAACAAUUACGGUGCGUCAGGCUCGAAUGCUUCCAUGGUGGUGACUCAGGCACCCUCCCUGCCAAUCACGAAUGCCGUGAACAUGUCUAUCAUGAUCGAGUUUCCUUUCAGAUUUUACGGGAAGGACGACCGAGCCCUCCGAGAAUAUAGUGCAAAAUUCCGUCCAUUCCUCCAGUUAAAGGGUAGUAAGGAUUUGUCCGUGGCAAACCUGGCGUUCAAUGUCUCCCGGCAGUCCAACCCGACGCUCGACCGAGCCUUGCUUCUCAGCUGCCGGUCCACGGAUCAGCUAGCACAGAAAUUGGCCGCAUUUGAAAAGGGAGAUAUAGACACCGUGUCAGUCGGGCACCCAUCUUCUAGACCAGUUAUACUCUGCUUCGGGGGCCAAAUUUCUACAUACGUCGGGUUGAGCCGGGAAGUCUACAAGAACGUUAUGAUCCUUCGCACUCAUCUUGACCAGUGUGACGCUGUUUGUCGGUCAACUGGGUGUGAAAGUAUCUUUCCUGGCAUCUUUGAGAGGAUUCCGAUCGAUGAUCCGGUCAAGGUUCAAACAAUGCUUUUUGCCAUGCAAUAUUCUUGCGCAAAGAGUUGGAUUGACUGCGGAGUGCAGCCCGUUGCUGUUGUUGGGCACAGCUUUGGCGAAUUAACAGCGCUAUGCAUUUCCAAUGCUCUUUCUCUCCAUGAUGCUAUUAAGAUGAUUGCUGGCCGUGCAAACCUCAUUAAAAACGCUUGGGGUCCUGAAAAAGGUUCAAUGGUUGCUACCGACGCUGAGCUGCAUGAGAUCGAAAAGCUCUUGGCUGAAACGGGUAUACCUUGCGAAGAAGCAGGGGAGCGCCCAACCACCAUUGCUUGCUUCAACAGUCCCAGGAGUUUCACCAUUGCCUCUUCGUCUAAAAGCAUUGACAUUGUAAUUAAGACGAUUACAAAGAGUUCUACGUACUCGACGAUCAGGUUCAAGAGGCUUAACGUCACCAAUGCUUUUCACUCCGCCUUGGUCGAACCCUUGAUGUCCAACCUGGAGAAAUUUGGACAAGGGUUGACGUUCACUGAGCCCACUGUUCACUGGGAGAGAGCCACUCAAUUUCAGUCGAAUGAUCAGCCGACUUCGAAAUAUGUGGCGAGCCACAUGCGAGAUCCUGUUUACUUCAGCCACGCCAUUCAGAGACUCUCGAAGAAGUAUCCGUCCUGUAUCUGGUUAGAAGCUGGAUCAAAUUCUACCAUCACAAACAUGGCCAGCCGAGCCCUGCAAUCGCCGGAGACGUUCUGCUUCGAACCGAUGAAUAUUGCUAAUGAUAAUGGGUUACAACAGCUGAUCAACGCGUCUGUCGGUCUUUGGAAAGAAGGCUUGAAUUUCACUUUCUGGGCCCAUCACCGGUUGCAGACUUACGAAUACACGCCUUUGCUUCUGCCAUCUUAUCAGUUCGAAAAGACUCGGCAUUGGAUGGAACCCAAGGCUCCACCCAAGUCUGAGGAACCCGUCAGUGAACAGACACCGGAAGAACCAAAGGGUCUCUGGAGCUUCGUUGGAUACCAAGAUGAUGGAAAGCAAUUCGCUCGGUUCCGCAUAAACAUGGUGACUCCUAGGUACCAGGAGUUCGUGUCGGGCCAUGUCAUUGCACAGACCGCGCCGAUCUGCCCGGCCACACUUGAAGUUGACAUCGCGCCAAAGAUUUAUAAUGUGGACAAUCAGGCUCCUAUCUGCAUCGAUCCGUCGCGAUCCGUUUGGCUUGAUGCUCAAGCAAAUGAUGCCAGCCAUUGCAAUUGGGAAUGGAAAAUUGUCAGUGACAGCUCGCAGAAUGCAUCGUUGACUGUGCACGUCACGGGCAGAAUUGUUUUUGUCUCCGUCGAUGAUGCGGAAUGGCGACUCGAAUUCUCCAGAUAUGAACGCCUGAUCGGGUAUCACCGCUGUUCGAAUCUUCUUCACAGCGACGAUGCGGACGAUAUCAUUCAGGGUCGUAAUAUUUACAGGGCGUUUGGCGAAGUUGUUGACUACGCAGAGCCGUAUCGCGGUCUGCAGAAGCUUGUGGGCAAGGGUAACGAGUCCGCUGGGCGUAUUACUAAGAAGUACAGCGGCGAGACUUGGCUAGACACACACCUUUCCGACUGCUUCGGUCAGGUUGGCGGAAUCUGGGUCAACUGCAUGACCGACAAAGCUCAGGGUGACAUGUAUAUUGCGACUGGGUUCGAGAAAUGGAUGCGCUCCCCAGACGUCGGUGCCGAUUACAGUCGCCCGGAUGUAUGGGAUGUGCUUGGUAAUCAUCAUCGUGCCUCUGAUCAGUUGUUUCUGACUGAUAUAUUUAUCUUCGACUCGACAAACAGCAAGUUAAUGGAGGUCAUUCUAGGCAUCAACUACCACAAAGUGCCGAAAGCAUCCAUGCGCAAGAUUCUCUCCAGACUCACUGUCUCCGAGCAUUCAGAAAAGACGGCGUCCGUCAAAGCUGAGCCAGUACUGCCUAUGGCAAAUGAUGUUGUAACUCCACAGAAACCAAAGUUAGAUGAGACGCCCAAGCCAAAGAAGAAGGCCUCCGGUGGCCCCGACGUUGUCAUGAAAAUCAGGGCUCUCCUCGCAGAGAUCUCUGGGCUCGAACCGGAUGCUAUCCAACCUGAUGCUCAGCUUGCCGACAUUGGCAUUGAUUCCCUCAUGGGAAUGGAAUUGGCGCGCGAGCUUAACGGAAUGUUCAAAUGUUCUCUACCAAGUGAGGAGUCGGUCAACGUGGCUGACUUCAGCGGGCUGGUCCGACUUAUUCAAGACACCCUGGGUCUGGCUGGUGCUGACCUAACUGAAGGGGGAAAUCCAUCCGAGAGCAGUCAAAGCGAUGCCAGUUCCAUAUUCACUCCUUCUCACACCGUCUUGACGUCGGUUUCGGACGCAGAAGACAAUACGAUGAGUGACGAAAAUUACAAUACUACCAAGGGACAUCUGAACGGCUCAAUCUCUCCUGGACCCGGUGACAGCCUUGAACUACCUUCUUCUAUGAUUAUCGAAGCAUUCGAAGAAUCCAAGAGGCUUACGGAUCAGUUCAUUGCCGACUACCGAUGUGCAGGCUGGGUUGUCCCCUCCGCACGUCUAAAGCAGGGCAGAGAUUGGAACGGAUUGAAUAUGUUCCCCAGCACCAGCGGCUGGCGGAGUAUCUUCACAAGAUGUUGGAACAGGAAGCACGAAGCACGACUGAUCGAUAUGGAAGGUUCGCAAAUCACACGCACUGCCAUCACAGCUCCUUCUAAGACCAGCGAGGUGGUUCUGGCCAACCUCCUGCAUGACUAUCCCGACCAUGAGUGA
Messenger RNA from Letharia columbiana, 5457 nucleotides. RefSeq lists its product as uncharacterized. Bases 1 to 5457 code for a protein of 1818 amino acids. Lineage: Eukaryota; Fungi; Ascomycota; Lecanoromycetes; Lecanorales; Parmeliaceae. The record is from RefSeq and is a predicted model, not a curated record. The transcript is spliced from 5 exons. Gene Ontology annotation, molecular function: phosphopantetheine binding; acyltransferase activity.